Molecule: messenger RNA, 1029 nt
Organism: Geodia barretti
Lineage: Eukaryota; Metazoa; Porifera; Demospongiae; Tetractinellida; Geodiidae
Source: the annotation of a GenBank genome assembly
AUGUUAAUCGUGGUUGGUACCCGGAAGCGCCCAGAUGGCAACCUGAAGGCGAUGUUUGUACUCCUGGAUCUCUGGAAGAAAGGCAUCCGAGACUGCUUUUUUGACGCAAAACUUUCUGAAAAACAGUUUGAGAAGGUAUCACAAAGGAUUGCGAAGAACUAUGAUCUCAUGGAAUCCACAGAACCGGGCGAUGACGAACUCCAAGAGCUCAUUCGCUUGCCAAAGGACACACUCGUUAUCGAAGCAAAUGCCGCAAUCCAUCUCGAUAAGGGUGUGAAAAUGGUUGAGCAUGAGGAAGCCUCCGGCGGAAAAGCUAUCGACAGUUUGAAAGGUGCGCGGGCAAUACACGAAAUUUAUAUCCCUAAAACAGGGAAGUGGUACCUCUGGGCUCGCGCCUUCUUUGAAUGGAGUAAAGACUCAUAUUGGAUCGGUAUGGAUGAUGCACUCGCAAAACCGUGGGAUAGGGACGGGGGGCCAGGUGCUAUUCGAAUUUGCCCCGAUCCGGAUGAUACUUCUAAGUGGCACCGCUGGUUAUGGAAUACCGGUCCGGACAGUGUUGUAAAUACCAAACAAGGAAUCAAGCCAGCUUUUUUCCAUAUUAAGCGGGCGGGUUACUACCGCCUCUGGUCAAAAGGCAGAGAAGCAGGUUCACGUUUAGACCAGAUUUUGCUUACACGUGCCCGCGGUUUCAACACGCAAACUGAGACUGAAGGGAAACCCCUCCCAAUUAAGCACGCACCGCACCCAUACGAACCCAUCUCCAUUCACGAAUGCCAAAAGCUAAUCCGCCAUGCUGUUCAGAUCGCAACUGCUGUUAACACUGAAAUACCUUGGGAAUUUAAAUACUGGCUUCAGGAUAUAUGGGGAGACAUCACGCAAUUCCCAGAAACAGAAGGUUCGCUCUAUAAAUGCCCGAAAUGUGGAACCGAUCUGCCGCGACAAGCCGUUGACCUCAUGAUACAACAUGCCCAAUCCGAUGAUAUCCAGUUCUACAUUUUAUGCAGGAAAUGCGGAGGGGAGUUUGAUUAA